GCCCGCCCGUCGCAGCGCCGGCGCUGCCGCGGUGCCCGGCAGGGAAGAUGGCGCCGUCCCACGUCCUCAAGUGCUGCCAGAAGGUGCUGGCCUGGGUGCCCGUGGCCUUCAUCGCCCUGGUCGUGGCCUGGUCCUACUACGCCUACGUGGUGGAGCUGUGUGUGUUUACUAUUUCUUCAACUGCCGAAAAAGUUGUCUACCUUGUAGUUUUUCAUCUGUCAUUCGUCAUGUUUGUAUGGUCCUAUGGGAAGACAAUUUUCACAUCUCCUGCAACCCCGUCUAAUGAGUUCUGCUUGUCAAAAGCUGAUAAAGAACAAUAUGAAAAAGAAGAGAGACCAGAAUCCCAGCAGGAGAUUUUGAGAAGAGCUGCUAAAGACUUGCCUAUCUAUACGACAACAGCAUCGAGAGCAAUCAGAUACUGUGAUCGAUGCCAGCUGAUCAAACCUGACCGCUGCCACCACUGUUCUGCAUGUGACGUAUGUGUAUUAAAAAUGGACCACCACUGUCCAUGGGUGAAUAAUUGUGUGGGAUUUUCUAACUACAAAUUCUUCCUCCUGUUUUUAAUGUAUUCCUUACUGUACUGUUUGUUUGUUGCUGCUACAGUCUUGCAGUACUUCAUAAAGUUUUGGACAAAUGAAUUGCCAGAUACCCAUGCAAAGUUCCACGUACUAUUCCUUUUCUUUGUGGCAGCCAUGUUCUUCAUCAGCAUAUUGUCACUCUUCAGCUACCACUGCUGGCUAGUUGGCAAAAACAGAUCAACUAUAGAAACAUUCCGUGCACCCACAUUUCGAAAUGGUCCUGAUAAAAAUGGCUUUUCUCUUGGAUGCAGCAAAAAUCUAAGGGAGGUUUUUGGUGAUGAAAAGAAGUAUUGGUUACUGCCUAUCUUUACCAGUUUGGGUGAUGGAUGUAAUUUCCCAACUCGUUUGGUGAUUAUGGAUCCAGAGCAACUUGCAGUCUCAAGCCAAAAUGAACCUGCCAAAAGCUCUGUAGCCAAUCAGUCCUUUCCUACUCGACCACUCAGUGAAUCACAAAAUCGGUUGCUAUCCAGUGAUUGUCAGUGGGUGGAAACUGGCCCUGAAGAGGAAAAUGUGAAAUCAGGUGCAAAAAAGCAUAUUAUAGUUUCAUUGGAAAGCUGAUCUCAGCUAAUUACUAACCAACCAUCUCAAUGAGGAACAGGUUUCUGCAACACAUUUUGAGCUUGAAUAUUACUUAAUUUUGUUUGGAAGAAGUUGAGCAGAUAAAAAUGGAACAUGAACAUUUUAGGAAGAGACAAGAAAUUCAAGUUUCUGCACAGUACAAUGGAUUCUUGUAAGCACUAUUGCAGAGCAGGGAAGUUAAAGACAGAUGCCUUAAGAUUCUUAAUGUGCAUUUAUGCAACACUGAAUUAUAUACUGCUACCAAAGGGCCAGAUCCAGAAGUGCCCUGCUUGGAUGCACAAGGUCCAGAGUGGGAACUAUGCAUUUCUUUUAUGCUGCAGUGGUGGGGGUAGAUUGCAGAGACUCCUACCUCCUCACGGGCAAACUUCAUACCUUAGGCACUGCAGAAGUCACUUCCAUAGCAGGUCUCCAGAGUACAGAAGGAAAGAAAAAAAGGAAAGGAAU
Messenger RNA from Ficedula albicollis (Collared flycatcher), 1601 nucleotides. RefSeq names its product zinc finger DHHC-type containing 20 (gene ZDHHC20). Gene Ontology annotation, molecular function: protein-cysteine S-palmitoyltransferase activity. Gene Ontology annotation, cellular component: endoplasmic reticulum; Golgi apparatus. Lineage: Eukaryota; Metazoa; Chordata; Aves; Passeriformes; Muscicapidae. Gene Ontology annotation, biological process: peptidyl-L-cysteine S-palmitoylation; synaptic vesicle maturation; protein targeting to membrane. The record is from RefSeq and is a predicted model, not a curated record. The coding region runs from base 48 to 1136 and encodes 362 amino acids. The transcript is spliced from 13 exons.